UGAUAAUAAGGAAGUAGCGGCAAAGCAAACGGCACGAGUCGGGAAGAUUUUGUUGUGCGAGCCCAGAACAAGACAACCUUCUUGCCUCCAUCGGCUCUUUCUAGCUAGACUAGAUGUAAUUCGUCUCCCGGUGGUUGUUAUGGAGAGAUACUCACUCCAGAAAGUCAUCGGCGAGGGGUCUUUUGGUCGGGCUUUGUUAGUCCGCUGCAAAAGCACUCAGGAGAAGUAUGUGGUCAAGGAGGUCCAGCUGCCGAAGAAUCCCUCCAAAUUGGAGAAUUCGCGGAGAGAAGCCAUCCUGCUGUCAAGAAUGAAACAUCCUCAUAUCGUGGCCUUCAGGGAGGCAUUCGAAGCUGACGACCUCCUGUGUAUUGUUAUGGAGUACUGCAGUGCAGGAGAUCUGCUCCAGAGGAUCCGGCAACAAAAAACGACGCAGUUCCGCGUUGAAGAUAUCUUGAGGUGGUUUGCUCAAAUGUGUGCUGCCGCGGUGCACAUCCACGACAAGCGGGUUUUGCACAGAGAUCUGAAGUCCAAGAACAUUUUCCUGACAGAUAAUGGGACAAUCAAGCUUGGGGACUUUGGUUCGGCGUGUAUUCUGAACAGCUCGAAGGCAUACGCACAUACAUAUGUUGGGACACCGUAUUAUGUGGCUCCGGAAAUCUGGGACAACAAACCAUACAACAAUAAGAGUGAUGUGUGGUCUCUGGGCUGCGUUCUCUACGAGCUCUGCACCCUGCGACACCCGUUCCAGGCGUCCAGCUGGAGGAGCUUGAUCCUUAAGGUGUGUCGGGGUGCGUACCCUCCCCUCCCCGGUCGCCUUCCCUACGAGCUGCAGUAUUUGCUCAAGCAGAUGUUUAAGACGAACCCAAAAGACAGGCCGUCCCUGCACAGCAUCCUGACCUCCCACCGCGUUUCCAGACUCCUGCGUGCGCACCUGCCCCCCCAGGCGCUGGAGACGCAGGAGCAGGGGAGGCGCACGGGUCGGUGGAACAGGGAGGAGGGGAAGAACGUGGCUGGUCUCCUUGGAGAGAAGAGUUUAAUAGAAAUGUCAACAUGUGAAGCAGAGGAGUUCGCCGAAGCCCGCUGCGAAAGCAGAAGGCCGGUUCCCCGAAAGCGGUGGGCGGCUGAGCCGUCGGACACCGCGCGCCAGAUGUUGGCCGAUGCCAGCCUCGCCUCGUCCGACAGCGAGCCAUCCACCGACCAGCCAGAGGAGCCGGAGGGCAGCAGGCCGAGGAGACGAUGGGAAAAGGAUCCUCCCGAGAGGCUUCUGGCUCUGCUGGAGAAGGCCCGGCUCAGCAGAGCCUCCAGCACCUUUUUGAUACACUCAGGAGUCGACGACCCCCUGGUGGGACCCCUCUCCCAGCCGCGGGGGGACGACACGGACGGCGGUGAGCCCAAUGUGGCCGAGGACGAGGAGCGACUGCAGCCGCGCUCCGACGACGAGGACACAGACUUUGAAGAGGACUCUGCGUGCGACUGGAUGGAGGAAGUUGAGAAAAUGUUUUCGGAACACUAAAGCCUCGUUUUGUCCUGAGCCUGCACAAUCAAAAGUUGUUUACAUUCCCUCAACACACUAAAUGGCGUAAAGUUCACAUUGUGUAUUUGAGACCACGUCUCGAUGCAGUAAAUGAGGACCAACUACAAUAGCAUCUUUCUAUCCAAGUUUAUAAAACAAAACCAAAAAACAGUGGAGCUCACAGUGAGACUUUGCACAGAUCCGUGUGAACCCAAUCCAACAAAACACCACAAUGUGAGUUGGAUAUUGUUAUCGUAAGAACCUUUCUUACAUAAAGAUGUUUGAGAUAAAAAUG
Gasterosteus aculeatus aculeatus (three-spined stickleback) is the source of this 1808-nucleotide messenger RNA. RefSeq names its product NIMA related kinase 3 (gene nek3). NCBI's taxonomy places the organism in Eukaryota, Metazoa, Chordata, Actinopteri, Perciformes, Gasterosteidae. Gene Ontology annotation, molecular function: protein kinase activity; ATP binding. The record is from RefSeq and is a predicted model, not a curated record. Gene Ontology annotation, biological process: protein phosphorylation.